This is a messenger RNA of Pelobates cultripes (western spadefoot toad), 320 nucleotides long. The record is from the annotation of a GenBank genome assembly. NCBI's taxonomy places the organism in Eukaryota, Metazoa, Chordata, Amphibia, Anura, Pelobatidae.
CAGACCUGGCAAAGAAAAUAAUUUCGAUCACAAAGCAAAUAAAUGAGCUACUACUAGACGAAACGGCACAUACGCUUCAGAACCUGAAGAUACGCAAUUAUACUCAGGGUAAUAGAGCCGGCAAGGCUUUGGCAACGCUCCUAAGACAGAAGCAAGCCCAAUCAAAAAUCCCAUACCUACAUAAUCACACAGGAGGAAAAACGCAUGACCCACGGGAGAUUCUAGCAGAAAUGGCCAAUUUCUAUGACACACUAUACAACAUAAAACAGGACCCCCAGACAUCAACCGUCCGCACACGACAUCCAAAACUUCUUAUCUAA